AUGAAUAGCAUAAAAGUGUUGCUCGUUUUUAUUGAACUGUCGGUAUUAUUUGGAAGAGGAAAUUUGGCCCAAGAUCCCGUGGAAGGACCACCAUUGGGACCGGGUCACUGUCCCCCCGCUUACGUGUGGGAAGCGAGCAAGGGGCCCGAUGGUGUCAUAAAUGUGUGCAAUUUCGUGAAAACCAAAUGUCGGGUCGGCGCAAACGAAAAAAUGACGGAUGAACCAAGUCCCUUCUGCAUAAUAGAAAUUCCGUAUCCGGGAGAUAAACGUGACUACACAUGCAACACACGUGAGUUGACGCAAGCUUUUCCUGCCGGCGACGACCGCGACCCGACAGGUGUCGAAUACGCCAAUGCAAACUGGGGUGUGGAUGUGUGUAAACCCGCAACCAAUGAAAAACAAAAGAGUGCAACAAAUGGUGCUGGAGGGGGAAGAAGUGAGAGUAAAAACGAUAAAGCGGAAAGUGGUAAAGUUCAAAGCGGAUCUGGUGGGAAAGGAAAGGAAGAGGAAAAAGAAAGAGAAGGAGAAAAUGGAAAUGGAAAGGGAAAGGGAAAAGAUGGAGAAGAGGCUCAAGUUGGUAAAAAAGGAACCACAAAUGCAUCAAAUGAGGCACCCGGUCCCACGGAGUCACCGCGACCUGCACCGGUCACCAACACAUGCCACUUUUCUUCAAAUGCUGGUAAAGCAAUGUUUCUCAUCCCUUUUUUUCUUUUAGCGUAA
Messenger RNA from Trypanosoma brucei brucei TREU927, 720 nucleotides. RefSeq lists its product as hypothetical. Lineage: Eukaryota; Euglenozoa; Kinetoplastea; Trypanosomatida; Trypanosomatidae. The record is from RefSeq and is a predicted model, not a curated record. The coding region runs from base 1 to 720 and encodes 239 amino acids. The transcript has a single exon.